Molecule: messenger RNA, 1809 nt
Organism: Venustampulla echinocandica
Lineage: Eukaryota; Fungi; Ascomycota; Leotiomycetes; Helotiales; Pleuroascaceae
Exons: 4
Coding region: 1-1809 (602 amino acids)
Molecular function (GO): protein binding
Source: RefSeq, a predicted model, not a curated record
AUGCUCUUCAAACAGAUUAUUUACGUGGCGGCGCUCUCCGCGGUUGCUCACGCCCAGAGAAAUAACAACAAUAAUAACAAGGGGGGUCAAGGAGGAAACAAUAACAACGGUGCCGACGCUGCUGCAAAUCAAGAUGCAACCGGAACUACUCUGACCGCGGACGCCGUUCAGAGCGGCUCAUUCGUGGAUGGGCUUAAUGGAGACGCGGGGCAGGCCGCAUCAAAGACAUCUAAGAACAAUUUCAUCAACAACUGCGCCGGCAAGACAUUGACUAAUGGCCUUCAAGUUACCGGCGGGUCAUGUAACGGUAUCACCAUGGGAGAUAUUCCAGCCAAGGCCAACAUGGUUUCCUCAGUCAUCAUCAACCCAGAAACUAAUGGCAAGGCGAUCGCCGCAAAUCAAGAUUUCGAUAUUGUGGUGCAAAUGGCAAACCUUGUCGCUGGUUCUUUCACGAACGCAGACUCCACAUACUACGCAGCACCUCAAGCUUUACAGGGCGGAAAGGUUGUUGGCCACACCCACGUCACCGUUCAGGAUUUGGGGAAAUCCUUGAAUCCUCAGAAAGCUCUUGAUGCUACCCAGUUUGCCUUCUUCAAGGGUAUCAAUGAUGCCGGGAACGGCAAUGGGCUUCUCACAGCCAGUGUUACUGGUGGCCUUCCAGCAGGAAACUACCGUGUCUGUACCAUGGCUUCGUCUUCCAAUCAUCAGCCUGUUCUCAUGCCCGUUGCUCAACGUGGUACUCCUGAUGACUGCACCAAGUUUGUUGUUGGCGGCGGCGGCGGUGGUGGUAACAACAACAACGGUGCCAAAGCUGCUGCCAACAAUGGUGCCAACGCCAAAGGGGCCAAUAACAAAGCUGCCAAUGGUGCCAACGGAGCCGCUGCUACUGGAGCAAAUGAUGCCAACGGAGCCGCUGCCACUGGAGCAAAUGAUGCCAACGGAGCCGCUGCCACUGGAGCCACCGGAGCCAAGGCAACCGGUGCCAAUGGUGCUAAUGGUGCUAAUGGUGCUAAUCGCAAGGCAGGAAAGGGAGGCGGCGGCGGCGGCAAGCGACGGUUCUGCGUCCUCGCAGGUACUGAAUGCCCAAGCUAUGGUAACACGAUGAUCGACCCGUCCCUCCGCCUCCGCCGAGCCAUCCACGCCAGCGACCCCCUCCUCGUCCGCCGCAUCCUCAAAUCCCACCCAAACCUCCUCCACAAUCCAGAUGUCUCCCCUACCGGCCUCUCCAACACCUCUCUUCACCUGGCCUCUUCCGCCUCCCUCGGCUACCUCCCCAUUGUCCGAGUCCUCCUCAAUCUCGGCCAUGAACAAGAUGGCAUCUCCCUAAACGAAGACCACCAGACUCCCCUGAUGCUCGCCGCCGCAGCAGGACACACAGAAAUCGUCCACCUGCUCUGCACAACAUGUCCCCAAUCCAUACCAAAGCGGGACAUCCACGGACGCGAUGCAGUGAUGGAAGCAUCGCGCGGGGGCCACGAUACGUGUCUACAGAUCCUACUUACAUUUGCACCCGACGGGAAUCCUGACGAGCUGCUAAAGAAUGCGGAUGUGGAUGGGAAUACGGCACUACAUUUUGCGAGCAGCAAUGGGCAUUUGCUCGUGCUUAGGACGCUGCUUGCGGCCGGUGCGGAUGCUGACCGGCGAAAUAUAUGGAGUUGGACACCUGUUGCGUAUAGUGCUACGGUGCAGGCCGAGGUUUACUUCAAGGGGCUUGUCGCGGAGGUUGAGAGGAGGAAGGCUGUUCGGAGGGAGGCCCAGGAGCGCGGGACUGGCGCUGGAGUGAGACUGGUGGGCGAAGUGGAAGAUUGA